Hibiscus syriacus is the source of this 1285-nucleotide messenger RNA. Its product is annotated as NAC domain-containing protein 43-like. Gene Ontology annotation, biological process: regulation of DNA-templated transcription. Bases 22 to 1227 code for a protein of 401 amino acids. Lineage: Eukaryota; Viridiplantae; Streptophyta; Magnoliopsida; Malvales; Malvaceae. The transcript has 3 exons. Gene Ontology annotation, molecular function: DNA binding. The record is from RefSeq and is a predicted model, not a curated record.
CUUUCGGUUAUCUUUUCUUAAAUGCCGGAAAACAUGAGCAUAUCUGUUAAUGGACAGUCUAAAGUCCCACCCGGGUUCCGAUUUCAUCCGACGGAAGAGGAGCUCUUGCAGUACUAUCUCCGGAAGAAAGUUUCAUUCGAGAAGAUCGAUUUGGAUGUCAUUCGUGAUGUUGAUCUUAACAAGCUCGAGCCUUGGGAUAUUCAAGAGAGGUGCAAGAUUGGAACCACUCCUCAGAACGAUUGGUACUUUUUUAGCCACAAAGACAAGAAGUACCCCACCCGGACUCGCACGAACCGUGCCACGGCUGCCGGAUUCUGGAAAGCGACCGGUCGCGACAAGGUCAUAUAUAGCAACUACCGGCCGAUCGGGAUGAGGAAGACUUUGGUGUUUUACAAAGGUCGGGCACCUCAUGGUCAAAAAUCUUAUUGGAUCAUGCACGAAUACAGACUAGACGAUAACAUGGUUGAAACCAACAUCUCCAAUGCCAUGGGGGAGGGGAACCAAGAAGAGGGAUGGGUGGUUUGUCGUAUCUUCAAGAAGAAAAAUCACCACAAAACCCUAGAAAACCCUAUAAGCUCCUCCUUGGGUGAAAAAACCAGGACCCAUAUGUUCAUCACAAGUACCAGCAAUGAAGGAGCAUUGGAGCAUAUACUUGAAUACAUGGGAAGGACUUGCAAGGACGACGGAGAAGCAAACAAUGGUACCGCCUCGAGAUUCCUCUGGCAGCCCAUGGAGAUCGCCAUCGACAACAAUGGCGCCUACUACCCUGACUCGUUCACGAAGCUCCCGAGCCUAGACAGCCCGAACUCAACCAGCAGCCAAAACUGUUACCAACCCAUGAUAACGGAAAACGAAGGAUCAAUCCUCAACCAGGUGAGUGGCGGCGAUCUCAACUCGGUAUAUCAUCACAAUGAUUCGGCGGCGCUCACCAACUGGGCUGCAUUCGACCGGAUUGUAGCUUCUCAUCUCAACGGUGGGCAAACAGAGACAUCAACACAAUUAGCCUGCUUAAAUGACCAACCAAUGGCAACCUACUGCAACACCAGUACCACUGAUAAUGAUCUUCAAUUGCCAACCGUUGGAUUAUCAUCAACAUCCACCAGCGGGCCUUACCAUGGAACUCAACAUCAUUUCAACAGCGAAAUAGACAACAUCUGGAGUUCCACCGGAGCAUCAUCAUCAUCAUCCGACCCACUGUGCUGCCACGUGGUGAACGCUAGUGCAUAACAGAAUAGCACAAUAUCUAUAAUCAUACCUUAGUUACCAUAGUCAGAAAGGUUAUUAU